UCGAAACAUCCAGACGCGUAUAAAAUGUCGGCAAAUCCUGACUCCCAUUACAGUAAAUCUGCGAACAUGAAACUGUUAUUACUUGUGGUUUGCUUGAUAGCUGCCGUGACGGCUGCUCCCGGAAAGGAUCACUACGAACUAGCUCGCGGAGGUCGUGUUGUUGGAGGUGACAAUGCCGUGCCUAAUGAGUUUCCCAGCAUGGCGUCAAUGCAGCGGAUGAUUCUAACGACGUCUGUGCACAUUUGUGGCGGUUCCAUCAUCAAUGCACGCUGGGUAUUGACUGCUGCUCACUGCAUCACGGAAUCACCCGACGGAGCUCGUUUUGCUAUCUGGGCUGGAGCUCACGACAUAACUUUGGCCGAACCAAACAGACAGGUCAUCAACGUCGAUCAGGCCUUUGUUCAUCCCGACUAUCUAGGCGGAGUCAACCCCUCAGAUGUUGCUGUUCUUCGAUUAGUUAGUGAACUAACCUUCAAUCAAUACGUACAGCCUGGUGUUCUUCCAGCUCAGGGAGACCUUGCCAAGCCCGGACCAGCAACUCUCGCUGGAUGGGGUAGUACUUCUACCGGCAUUCUUCCUAGCAUGCCUGCUAUUCUGCAGAAGGUCGAUAAACCAAUCAUCGACUUCGAGACCUGCGAACAGGCCAACGGAGGACCAGGAAAUACACCACUUGGACCGACAAAUGUUUGCACAGGACCGUUGACUGGAGGAGUAUCAGCUUGUUCUGGAGACUCUGGCGGUCCGCUGUUCGUCAUUGAGGGUGGAGUGCAGACCCAAGUUGGUAUCGUAUCCUGGGGAUGGAUGCCAUGUGGUUCUGUCGGUCGCCCAUCUGUAUACGUUGGCGUCGCUAGCUACCGCAGUUGGAUUGAUUCUCAAAUCGACUAGGAAAAUUUACGCUAUUUAAGAAAUAAAUGCAAGGUAUGGUGUAAAAAAUGACAAUGUUCUG
Molecule: messenger RNA, 946 nt
Organism: Topomyia yanbarensis
Lineage: Eukaryota; Metazoa; Arthropoda; Insecta; Diptera; Culicidae
Product: trypsin-1-like
Exons: 2
Coding region: 25-885 (286 amino acids)
Biological process (GO): proteolysis
Molecular function (GO): serine-type endopeptidase activity
Source: RefSeq, a predicted model, not a curated record